Molecule: messenger RNA, 1074 nt
Organism: Aureobasidium subglaciale EXF-2481
Lineage: Eukaryota; Fungi; Ascomycota; Dothideomycetes; Dothideales; Saccotheciaceae
Exons: 1
Coding region: 120-1007 (295 amino acids)
Cellular component (GO): mitochondrion
Source: RefSeq, a predicted model, not a curated record
UCCACGCCUUGGCAGCUCCAUGUUGAUCCAGAAGUUCGUGAAUUUAUGCUCCUUCCCUGUCGCAUUCCAUUUUGUCAUUGUUUUGUUUGUCGCAUUCUUAUUUUGUUUGAUUACUCGUGAUGCAGUCUUAUCAGUCCCUCGCUCGGCCUUGUCACCACACAUACCGAUGUCUUAGUCGACGCGCCACCGCCGUCCGGAGCUUUCACGAAGCCGCAGUUUACCAGUCUGGACACAGCAGAUGGUCCAAGAUCAAGCACGACAAGGCAAAGGUCGACAGCUCGAAGAACAAGGCACGCAGCAUCUUUGCCCAGGAAAUCGCCACCGCUUCCAAACUUUUCGGCGGCGACCCCAAUUUCAAUCCUAGACUGGCCGAUUUGAUCGUCAAGGCAAAUAGAAGCGGAUUCGCCAAAGCGUCAAUUGAGGCAGCUAUAGCUCGUGGACAAGGAAGAUCAGUCAAUGGCGCUGCUCUGGAGACGGUCACGCUCGAGGCCAUGCUGCCCAACAACGUCGGCGUCGUAAUCGAUUGCGAAACCGACAGUAGGCUACGAACGCUGGCCGAUCUAAGACUCAUAAUCAAACAGCAUGGUGGAAAUGCAACGCCGACGGGCUAUCUCUUUACCAAGAAGGGCAGGAUAAUUUUUGCGAACAAGGACAAUGUCGGUGUGGACGAGGUGUUUGAGCCAGCUCUGGAAGCAGGUGCACUAGACGUCGAAGAAGACGCCGAAGGGCGAGUGGUUGUCUACACUGAGACGACGGACACAAAGUCUACUGGAGAGACCUUGUCAACAGCAUUGGGACUAGACAUUGCCAGCUCAGAGAUCAUAUCGGAUGCCAAUGAGGAUACCAAGGUGGCUCUGACUGAUGCCGAAGCGACGCAAGAGCUGGUCAAGUUUGCAGAUGCAAUUCAGGACAAGGAGAGCGGAGUGCAGGGCAUCUACAUGAACGUCACCCAAGGCACGCUUGAUGAAGGCGCGUGGGCAGAAUUGGCAAGCAGAAUUACGGCUUGAUUGUAAUGUACAUAUAGCAGCAAUAUACCCAAAUGUCGAUGUUUCCCCUCUCUUUACGCCUAAUUUC